This is a messenger RNA of Aspergillus chevalieri, 750 nucleotides long. RefSeq lists its product as uncharacterized. NCBI's taxonomy places the organism in Eukaryota, Fungi, Ascomycota, Eurotiomycetes, Eurotiales, Aspergillaceae. The transcript has a single exon. Gene Ontology annotation, biological process: regulatory ncRNA-mediated heterochromatin formation. Gene Ontology annotation, molecular function: helicase activity. The record is from RefSeq and is a predicted model, not a curated record. The coding region runs from base 1 to 750 and encodes 249 amino acids. Gene Ontology annotation, cellular component: nuclear RNA-directed RNA polymerase complex.
AUGAAAGAAGAGAUGCAUCAAGAAGUCAUGAAUUUGGCCUCGUCCCACUCUAAGGCCAAAGCUGAGCUUGAUAAUAUCCGUGACGAAGUGCGCCUGCGAUGUCUGAACGAAGCGGACAUCAUAGGUCUUACCACCACAGGACUUGCUCAGAACCUGAAUAUGCUCCAACGUCUCCAGUCCAAGGUUGUUCUGUGCGAGGAAGCUGGUGAAGUCCUUGAAUCUCAUCUCCUUACAGCCUUCUUGCCAUCAAUUGAGCAUGCUAUUCUUAUCGGUGAUCAUCUCCAGCUUCGUCCCCAGGUGCAAAACUACGAGUUGUCACGAGAGAAUCAUCGUGGGGGUGCUAAGUACUCUUUGGAUGUGUCUUUAUUCGAACGACUUGUCGAAACGGAGAGUACCAUGAGCUCUGGCCUCCCAUUCAGCACAUUGGAAACCCAGCGUCGGAUGCAUCCAUCCAUCGCACAACUGGUCCGCGAUACAUUAUAUCCACAGCUCAUUGACGCUCCAUCCACCCUACAAUAUUCAGAAGUAGCUGGGAUGAGAAAGAGACUAUUCUGGCUUGACCAUCGCAUGUUCGAAAAUGACGCCUCGAGCGCAAAUGCCAUGUCAACUUCCCACUGGAACGAUUACGAGAUUACGAUGGCAGCAGCACUAGUUAACCAUCUCGUCCAACAAGGCAAAUACAAAAAACGGCGAUAUCGCAGUCCUAACUCCGUAUCUCGGCCAGCUCCAUCGACUUCGCCAGAGGCUUAA